AUGAGCACAGUUGAAGACGAGCCAACCAGAGAGCAGAAGACGAGAGAGGCCAUGAUUGAGCUCACCAGCAAGUUAGUGACAGACGAGACCGCACGAAACGAGUCCCACGGCCCUGAGACAGUGGCUGAGUCCCAGGAACCUGAGACAGUUUAUUCGCCUGAAAACAAGGUUGACCAACUCAGGUCGAAGUUGGCCAACAACUCCUUCACAUUCGGAAACAUCGAGGUGAAGAACAACCAGAUCAAAAUAGGCGACACCGAGCUGGCCGAGGAUGCGAUGAUCGAGCCAAAUGCGUUCAGGCCAGUCAGUGGCGAGGAGAUGGACCACAAGAUGGCCAUGUCGCAGACGUACAGGUUUCUGAGCAAGUGCGCCUCUGCGCAGGAAUGGGUGAACUCGUUUGUUCCCUGCCCAGACAUUGCGACAUUUUUCAGCGAGCUGCCCAGGGGAUUCCACCUGGCCAAGAUCGCCAGUCUCUGUGGAUUCAACAAGACCGUCCACGGCCUGGAGAAGGCCGCCUACUACGAGGUGAUCAACAUCUCGACGUUCCUUGAGUUCUGCCGGAAGAUCCGCGUCAAGGAGUGCUACCUGUUUGAGACGAACGACCUGAGGGAGAGCAAGAACAUGCAGAAGGUGGUCUACUGCCUGCACGCAGUGGCCAGGAAGCUGCAGAGGAUCGGACACGGCCAAGGAAUUCAGCAUCUGAAGAAGUCAUUCACGAAGGAGGAGAUCGAUCUCGUUGAUGAUGAGAACGUAGGGGUCUUUGAAGAGCACCUCUACGAUCAGCUGGAAAAUGAUUCAAAUUCAAGUGAAGAAAUAGAAGGGGAUGUGGUAGAGGAAUUAGUAGAAGAAAAGGAAGAGCAAUUACUAGAGGAAGAAGAGCAAUUACUAGUAGAAAAGGAAGAAGUGGUAGAAAAAGACCAAUUAUUAGUAGAAGAACAACUACUAGAGGAAGUUGAUAACAACAUCAAUAACAACCUUGCUGUUGACCUACAAAACAGUCAUCCUACACCAGAACAAGUCCAUGCCCUCGAUUCAUUCGUGAAGACACUUUCAUUCACAGACGCAUUCAAGAACAUCCUCUACAACGAGAAGAUCAAACUGAUUUCACUGAAGAAGUUCAUCUUUCUGAUGCCACAAGACAAGCCAGAAUACAUUGGAACAGACAUCAUUGAUCAGUUUAGGAGGAACUACGCCAUGAAGGAGCAGAUUGAUGAGACGUACAGAAGCGUGAGACUGCUUCUUGAGAACCAGGCUGAAAUGAGGGGACUCAGAAGAAGCAGGCCAAGGCCAAAGAGCGACUUCGGCCCAUUCAAGCAGGUGCUGUACAACUUCAUGGUCGACCAUGCGAUGGUAAGCGACCUGAUUCUGCAGAACGAGGCCAUUCCACUUGAGCACGUCUACAACGACACGAUCGUAGGAGACUACCAUUUCAGCAAGGUGCUCCUGCGAAUCAAAGAGAACGAAACGCAGCAGAGAUCUCCCGCCUCUACCACAGCCAGCCACUUCCGUCCCUGA
This is a messenger RNA of Enterospora canceri, 1515 nucleotides long. NCBI's taxonomy places the organism in Eukaryota, Fungi, Microsporidia, Enterocytozoonidae. The record is from the annotation of a GenBank genome assembly.